Magallana angulata is the source of this 3712-nucleotide messenger RNA. Its product is annotated as plexin-A2-like. The record is from RefSeq and is a predicted model, not a curated record. The transcript is spliced from 20 exons. Gene Ontology annotation, biological process: regulation of cell migration; semaphorin-plexin signaling pathway involved in axon guidance. Lineage: Eukaryota; Metazoa; Mollusca; Bivalvia; Ostreida; Ostreidae. The annotation marks the transcript as partial. Gene Ontology annotation, cellular component: semaphorin receptor complex. Gene Ontology annotation, molecular function: protein binding; semaphorin receptor activity.
GAAAUGACUAUGCAAACUGAGAAAAACUAAAUGGGCGCCCUGUAAGCGGACAAUUUCUUGAGAACGCUAGAUACAAAUGAAGAAGACUCCAAAUAUUUAAGGGACUGGAUCCAAUUCAUCGAAUUAACAAGUAGACAUGAAAGCUUCUGUGAUAUUCCAAAUCCUCUGUACACUAUGGUUCUGUUUGAUUAUUUUAAGUGAAGGUCAAAUUGUUGGGAAGUUAGAAACUCAGUUUAAAAAUCCUCUAGAAAACUUUCCUCUAUUGAACAUCGAGUUUGAUCACCAAACUAGGAACGUCUUUGUGAGCGGCAAGAAUAUUCUUUACAGGUUUAGAAUGUAUGGAACAAAACUGAUCAAGAAGAUGACUAGAAAUACUGGACCAGUUGUUGACUGUUUCCCACAGUUGUCAUCUGUGGAGUUUAAAGAAUACUGUGGACACGACUACAAUACAGUGAUGGUUGUGACACCUGAUAGUUUGAUUACCUGUGGUACACUGAGAGGUGGACUUUGUUUAACACGUGACAAGGUGUCUCUAAACAUUACCCUCACUUCCCCAGAUGUCCGCUUAGUUUCAGAUGAGCAGGCCUCCGCCUUGGGAAUCUUCUUAAAUAUUACAGACAAAAAUUCUCCUGGAAUGUUUCAAAAUAUUGUCUUGUUUGCGAAAGAGUACACAACUUUACCACUUAGCCCUGUAAAUUUGGAGGAAGCUGCCAUAUUCUCAGUUUUACCAGACCUAUCACACAAGCAGAUAGGUUUUUCAAAAUUUGGAAAAAUAUUUGAUAUGGUUUUGAGAACACCAGUGAAUGUUGUAAUGGACUACAGAGUGGCGAUUGAAAAUGAGAAAUUUGUUUUCCUUCUGGUAAAUCAGAAUUCACAAUCAAAGUUUGUUAAGGUCUGCAAGUCCAUAGUUAGUGAAGAUCCAAAGAAAGUUUAUGAAGAUAUUCCUAUAUCUUGUAAUUCACAAGAAACAAUCUUGACACAUGUAAAGCAUGGAAUGUUUAUUACCCUGUUUGGAAAGAGGUACUUAAUAACUCUUUUUUCAAGUUCAAAACCUACUCUAUCCGCAAUGUGUGUUUUUGAAGAAAAUGAGAUUUAUCAGGCAUUUCUAAAGUCAAGAAAACACCGAUACAUGUGUCCAAAGAAUGAUAUUCGACCAGAAGAGAUGAUAUUUGAUAAAGAUAACCGACUUCCAACCUGUAUAUCUGUCAAUUUGUCAGUUUCCAAUUUUUAUGACACUUUUCACAAAGGAGAUUAUUGUAAUGAUGUGACAAAUAAUCAACCCCAGUUUGGUAUCAUUAUGGGACUCUUACCACUACAAGGUAAUGCAGUGUACUCCACCAAGUCUCACCGAGUCACAGUCGCCGGAAGUUCAACUAUUAACAACCUGACAACUGUCUAUAUUGGAACAGAUAAUGGAUAUGUCAUACAAGUUUUCUAUGACGCAGUAAAAAAAGUCGUGAUUGAGCUUCGGGAAAUCAGAGUGGAUAAAUCUGAAAUUAGAGCUGUCAGAAAUGUGAAUGGAGAGAUAUACUUUAUGUCUCAAAACAAGAUAUCGAAGUGGAUCCAGGAGACCCAGUGUGGUCGAUAUUCAGAUAACUGUAUGCAAUGUAUGGAUGUAAGGGAUGCUAACUGUGGAUGGUGUGUAACCAACACUAGAUGUAGCACAAAAAUAGAAUGUUCAAGUUUGUCACCUGACUCCUGGCUUCCAUCCGUGAAAAAAGAAUGUCUUAGUCUGGAGUUUCAGAACCAUCCCUCAGGAUUUGUUUACAAAUUGGAUGGAACCAAUACAGUAUCAGUGAAUUUGUCUGUGACUUUUAAGCCACCACUGAAAGCUAAUUACAACAUGAGAUGCAGACUUGGGGGAAGAUCUAUACCAACAGUAUUUGUAUCUGAUAAGAUUCAGUGUAUAAUCGAACCCAGGGAUGAACAAAGUAUAAUGUUAUCAUACCGAGAAGAAGAAACUCCACUCCAGAUCUGGCUGAAUGGCAAUGUCAUAGCUGAAAGACAGAUACUGUUCAUCAAAUGUUCCAGUUUUCCCAGUUGUGGAUCAUGCAUUGCGGAAACAAGAUUAGAUUGUUACUGGUGUACAGAGGAGGCUGUAUGUAAACCAUCCAGGAGUAGCUGCAUAAAUAAUUUGAAGAGUUAUUUUUUUUUUUAUUUUAAGGUUACGGCAUGUCCUCAGAUUUUAAAUCAAACCGUGUCAAUUCCAACUGGACGGUCUAGGACAUUUGUAUUUAGAGGAAAUAAUCUUAAUGUACCCAAAGACUUUACCUACUGGUGUAAAGUGGGAGUUUCAGGUACUUUUCGUGGGAGAAGAAUACCAGGAACAAACAAUAUACAGUGUUUAAAUAUUAAGACUGUAAGAGAAGAAUACACACCUAUAGAAAUUGAGUAUGGACCUGGUGGUAAUGUUCCAUUGGAAGUUUUUGAUGGAUUUAUUUUUUUGUAUGCAUACAAAUGUGAGUCACUUUCUCCAUAUAAAGAGGACUGUAGCACCUGCCACCACCUGGAUCAGUCCAUGGGAUACGAGUGUCAGUGGUGCCAACGUACAGGCUGUGUGGACAUAGAUAAUGACCAGUGCAGACGGGUGGAAACCUGUGGAGGACCUGUAGUUACAAAAAUAUCUCCAAAAGAUGGUCCUCCAGAAGGAGGGACAGUGGUCACUAUAGAGGGAUUCAAUUUUGGAAUUCAAUCAUUUGUGACGGUUACUGUCGCUGGUGUGCCAUGUAACAAUGCGACAUUCAUUGGUCGGAGGAUAAAUUGCAACACAUCACACAAUUUUUUUGAUUCCACGAAGAACUCUGAGAAAAGUGGACAUGUGAUUGUGAUGGUGGAUGGGAAGAAGUCGUCAGAAGACAUUCAAUUUACCUACAAGAUGCCAAAAAUAACAAGUAUCUACCCAAGCCAAGGUAUUUUGUCCGGAGGGAGGACCGUUUUCCUGAAAGGAACUAAUCUUAACAUCGGCAAUAUGGAGUAUGCAGUAGAAUUUAUCAAUAUAGACGUGUUUAAACCAUAUGUAUCCGUAGGAUGUACGAUAAUUAAAGGGUUAUCGGGUAUAGGGGACAUAACCUGUAAACCAAACAAGGCAGUGGACGUAGGGAAGUAUAAAGUGAAUGUUACCUUUGACUCCAAUACAGAAGUGGAUAGUAACGAACAGUUUGAAUAUCUACCAGACCCAGUCAUUAAAGCAACUGAGCCUGCAGAGCUGAAAUCAAUAAGCAGUGGAGGAACAACUUUUAAUGUGAUUGGUGAAGGAUUUACUGCCAUUGAUAGUCUAACAGUGGGAGUUGAGGAUAGUGAGGAAAGAGACUCAACAUGCAGAAUCAUCACCCAAACUAAACUUGAAUGCAAAUAUCCAAGAAACAGAAAAAGCGAAAAGCGACGGAAAAAGAGAGCUUCUAUCUCCUAUAUUGUCAUCUACCUUGAUGGAUUUUAUCAACAAUUCCCUUCUAGUGUAUUGUACGUAGAUGACCCUCUGUUCGCUGCUUUUAAUGAUAAUACAACAUACAACUUUGAUCCAAAUGUUGAAGAGUCCAUUAAACUAGUGGGUAAAGGUUUGACAACUGUGACAAGAAAAAAUGAUUAUCGGGUAUAUGUCGGCUCUGGAGAAUGUAGCAUUACCAACUUGAACGACUCAGAACUGAUUUGCCGUCCACCUUAUAUGGAACCUUCAGCAAGUAUCAACGGUGAUAGAGAAUUCGUCUGGAUCUGC